CUGGCUUUGAAGGACAGGUCAAGGGGUGCGCGUGCGCCGUGCGUUGGCCCAGCGCGCGUUCUCGGUCGGCCGAGUCUGGGGGUCCUCAAGCCCCCCGCGACACGACGCUGUCGCAGGUUGCGCUGGGCAAAGGCGAAGCCUGCGCAAACCAGACGCUCCGGCCGCGUUUCCUUGGCCGGAAGUGCGCGCUCCAUAGAAGUGUCCCGGGAGUCACGAAGCCCUUCACCUGAACCAGCAGCCCAGGGAGGACUGCAUUUACUGACCGCCUAAGGAAGAGUCCUUCGCCUUGCUACUUCUGGCAGCUGGCGCGACUUGGCCGGACACACAAGAGCAGGGAUGUUUCUGGAGAGUAAACGCACGAGGCUGCAAUGCGGGGCACUCAGUGUGCUGAGCUCCAAGAGGCCUGGAGGCAGGACCCACCGGAUGACCCGGAGCCGCUCCUGGGAGAACUGACCAGCGUUCAGGACCGAGGUCACCGAAGUUACGGCGGUGGGAGGAACGCCCUCCCGACGGCGCACACACCUCGGAACGCGGCUGCUGAAGGACCGCGGCAUCGGUGUCCGAUCCGCGGCAAAAGCUUUGAGCAGCAAGCCGACCUCCUCGACCACCAGAAAAUCUCCACGGGGAGGAAGCCGUUCCAGUGCGGCGAGUGCGGGAAAGCCUUCAGCUACCCCUCGGCCCUGAAGGUGCACCAGCGGACGCACACCGGGGAGCGGCCGUUCCCCUGCGCGCAGUGCGGCAAGGCCUUCAGCCACAGCUCGGCGCUGCUCCUGCACCGGCGCGUGCACACGGGCGAGCGGCCCUACGCGUGCGGGGACUGCGGCCGCGCCUUCUCGCAAAGCUCCUCGCUCGUCCUGCACCGGCGCACACACACGGGCGAGCGGCCCUACGACUGCCCCGCGUGCGGGAAGGCCUUCUCGCGCCACUCGGCGCUGGUGGAGCACCGGCGGGUGCACACGGGCGAGCGGCCGUACGCCUGCAGCCUCUGCGGCAGGGCCUUCAGCCAGAGCGCGCACCUGGCGCGCCACCGCAAGGUCCACGUGCAGCCCAAGGCGCACGGGUGCGGGCACUGCGGCAGGGCCUUCCGCUCGCCCGCCGCCCUGCUGCAGCACCGGAGGAUCCACACGGGCGAGAGGCCCUUCGGGUGCCCCGAGUGCGGGAAGGCCUUCACCCAGCGUCCCUACCUGGCGCAGCACCUGCGCGUGCACGCGGGCGAGCGGCCCUUCGAGUGCGAGCGCUGCGGGAAGGCCUUCGGCAAGUGCGCGCACCUGGCGCGGCACCGGGAGACGCACGCGUGCGUCCGCGCGCCGGCGGGGAGGGCGCGCGGCGGGGACGCGCCCCAGGGGCGCGCGGACGCCGGCACCUCUGUCGCAGGGCGCCGCAGGCAGCGGCGCCCACCCAACCUCUGCGGGGACUGCGGGAGGGUCUUCAGGUGCAGCGCGGCCUUGGCCCAGCAUCGGCGGCUGCAGGCCUGCUGACCCUCGCGGCAAACUGCGGGGCGGGCCUUUCGCCGGCAACUUGGUUCAGCACCUCGGAGACCCCGGGGGGUAGGAUUUGGGGCAAGGAGUCAGCAGCGGAGCCUUAACGAGAAGCCGCAUUAUGCCCCCUUUUUGAAAAAAAAUAUAUUGGAAAGCCUUAUUUUGUCAGUCUCCGAUUUUCCACGCCUCUUACUUUGGACCUGACCUUGGGGACGUACGUGUAUCGGCCAUCGGACCCCUCGGCUCCCCCUGGCCGUGCAGGUACCUCCUCUGGGCUUGGAGGGUCAAGCAGGCGAGGGGGCUGCUUAAGGGACGGUCGUCUAGGAGGCUGGGAGAGCAGGGAGCCUGGGGGCCUCUCUGGCUUCUCCCCUGCAUGCAGGAAAGUGGCCUUCGAGUCGGCCCAGAGCGCUGUGGGUGUACAGGUGCUGCCCUAGGGCUUGAUACAGGGAAAGCCUUGAGUGCUUGUGCCAUCCCUCUUAUCGUGUUACAGGUAGGAAAACGGAGGCCCAGGCCCUCGGGAGCUGGGAUGACCCAGGAUGGCGACCCGGGCAGCGGGGCCCAAGGAAGUCUUCUCCUAAGGAGGCAGCUCAUGACUCCUGUGCUCCCUACCCAGUGGCAUCCUGGUAUUUCAUCCCCUGGGGCUUGGUUUCUCCCACCCCCUCCCCCGUUUCCCAGACCAAAAAAAAAAAA
Messenger RNA from Sus scrofa (pig), 2168 nucleotides. The record is from RefSeq and is a predicted model, not a curated record. NCBI's taxonomy places the organism in Eukaryota, Metazoa, Chordata, Mammalia, Artiodactyla, Suidae.